This is a messenger RNA of Rhododendron vialii, 1087 nucleotides long. RefSeq lists its product as uncharacterized. The record is from RefSeq and is a predicted model, not a curated record. The transcript is spliced from 6 exons. Gene Ontology annotation, cellular component: chloroplast. The coding region runs from base 78 to 899 and encodes 273 amino acids. NCBI's taxonomy places the organism in Eukaryota, Viridiplantae, Streptophyta, Magnoliopsida, Ericales, Ericaceae.
CUAGAAUAAGCAAUUGACUGACUGAACGAAUAAGAGGAGGAGGAGGAGGUUCUGCCCGUUCUCUGGUUUCAGUGACAAUGGCGAAGAAGAUUCUGAUAGCCGUGGCGCUUCUGGCGAUGGUGAUCAUCUGCUGCCACAUCGAAUCGGUGUCAGGCGGCGAGAUGGGAGGCUACGCUAAAAAAGGAAGCAGCUAUUCGAGUUCUUCGACGAGGCAUAGAAUACGCUCUCACCACCACUCCCGAAAAUCUCGGGUAACACCGAAACCGGCGGUAACACCGAAACCGGCAAAUUCUUCGAGAUCUUUGGAUCGGCUCGAGGGUGAUAGAGAUUGGAUGGCGGUUGCUUCGUUUUUUAUGUUCUUAUUGGCCAUGGCUCUGUAUGACUUCCUCUCGAUGCUCUUUGGGACGGAUUCUGUGCUCGUUUUUCAGGUUGCUUUCCAAGGUGCCACUGGCCGAAUUUGCCAAGAUCUCGACUUGAUUUCAGAUACUAUGGACGCAUCCCUACCGGAGUCACACAGUCCCCGUGGCUUACACUUGUUGUUAUCAGAAACUGUUUCUUGCUUGUGCCGUUAUGGUGGGGAGUCUUGUUUCUCUGCCUACCCAAAUGUAAACAAUAAGUGGCGGUUGACGGAAGGUUGGAAGAAAAGUUUUGAUCUUAUGUGUAAUGUGGAGCGGAAGAAACAAGAUGCCCACGUCAAUGUAAAUCAUAGAUAUGUCAUUGUCACAAUUCUGCUUGCUGCUAAUUGCAAGUAUGAGCUGCCUGCCAUCAACUGUUAUUCAGAACUUGAGAGCGCCUUGCGCUCUUUGACAUCUAUCAAAGAUACACAAAUUGAGGCCGUUAAGGUGUUUUGGACUUCUCGAGAUGACAUGGAAGACUUCACAUCUCUGAUACCUAUAUAGAUGAAUUUCACAUAUCCGUCAAUGCAAGGGGAACGCCAUCUUUUUCUCGGAAACAGAGUAUACCCCCAAAUAGACUGUAUAUACUAGGAAUUCUUUUGUUCUGAUGCACAUUCUUUUUUCCAGUUUUGAUCUAUUGUCGUCAAAAACAAAACAAAUCGGAACUUAGUAGAAUAUCAGGGAUUCACAUA